Molecule: messenger RNA, 3381 nt
Organism: Pangasianodon hypophthalmus (striped catfish)
Lineage: Eukaryota; Metazoa; Chordata; Actinopteri; Siluriformes; Pangasiidae
Gene: coro6
Product: coronin 6
Exons: 11
Coding region: 234-1637 (467 amino acids)
Biological process (GO): cell migration; actin filament organization
Molecular function (GO): actin filament binding
Source: RefSeq, a predicted model, not a curated record
GCCUAACCCACUCUCCAGUCAGCCCCUAUCUAUUUCUCUCUUUUCUUUCAGUGGAAGCCUGGAGACCAGCACAAGGAGUUUUAUGAGUUCAUAAACUUUUUCAUCUGGAAUUUAAAAAAAACAAAAAAAAAAAAACAAGGGACAAGUUGCACCUUUUUGACCAAAACAGCAGAAGCUAGGGAGAGGAGCAUUUGACAGAGAAAACCAGGUGUAUAGAACACAAAUACAGAGCGAUGAGUCGCAGUAUCGUGCGCCAGAGUAAGUUCCGGCAUGUUUUUGGUCAAGCUGCGAAGGCGGAGCAGAAUUACGAUGACAUUCGGGUUUCCAAGGUGACGUGGGACAGCUCGUUCUGUGCAGUCAACCCGAAGUUCCUGGCAGUUAUAGUGGAGUCCAGUGGAGGAGGAGCCUUUCUGGUUUUGCCCCUUUCAAAGGUGGGACGUGUGGAUAAGAACUAUCCCCUGGUUGUGGGACACUCUGGGCCUGUCCUGGACAUUGACUGGUGUCCCCACAAUGACAACAUCUUGGCAAGCGGCUCUGAAGACACCACUGCCAUGGUAUGGCAGAUCCCAGACCACACUCCAACACGGCCCAUCAGUGAGCCCAUUGUGGUGCUGGAGGGCCACUCCAAACGCGUGGGCAUCGUCACCUGGCACCCCACUGCCCGCAACAUCCUUCUCACUGCAGGCAGUGAUAAUCUGAUCAUAAUCUGGAAUGUGGGCACCGGAGAGCCAUUGAUCACAAUGGAAGAUCACCCAGACCUCAUCUACAACGUCAGCUGGAACCACAACGGAAGCCUAUUUUGCACAACUUGCAAAGACCGCCGUCUUCGUGUUUGUGACCCCCGCAAGAGAGAGGUGGUGGCUGAGAGAAUGGCUCCACAUGAAGGCAUCAGGCCCAUGAGAGCCAUCUUCACCAAAGAGGGUAACAUCUUCACUACAGGUUUCACCAGGAUGAGCCAGAGGGAGCUGGGCCUCUGGGACCCGACAAAUUUCGAGGAACCCAUUGCACUUUUGGAGUUGGACACAAGUAAUGGGGUCUUAUUGCCAUUUUACGAUCCAGACACCAGUCUGGUAUAUCUGUGUGGUAAGGGUGACAGCAGCAUUCGCUAUUUUGAGAUCACAGACGAGCCACCCUAUGUGCACUACCUCAGCACAUACAGUAGCAAGGAGCCACAGCGAGGCAUGGGCUUCAUGCCCAAGAGAGGAGUUGAUGUUAGCAAGUGUGAGAUUGCCAGAUUAUACAAGCUUCAUGAGAGGAAGUGUGAGCCUAUCAUGAUGACAGUCCCAAGAAAGUCAGAUCUGUUCCAGGAUGACCUCUAUCCGGACACAGCAGGUCCAGACCCUGCACUGGAGCCUGAAGAGUGGCUGGAGGGGCGAGAUGAAGACCCCAUCCUAGUCUCCCUGAAGGAUGGCUACAUUCCCCCAAAGAGCAGAGAGCUGAAGGUGGCCAAGAAGAACGUUCUGGACACCAGGCCUGCACCCCGCAGGAGCAUGUCGUCUGUCGAUGGAAGCAGCUUGCCAUUGUUGGAAAAGCUUAUAGAGGAGAUUCAGAGUCUGAAGGCUGCAGUUCUCUCUCAAGAAAAGCGAAUCUGUGACUUAGAGAAUAAGCUCUCCAAGUACACCAACGGCACUGUCUGAGUGAUUCAGUGAAGCACAAUCACCCCUGUACACACUGCCCAACCACCCCAACCCCUUCAUAUAUGCACAUACAUAUUCCUCAUUACCACAGCAUUCACCCAAGUGCAUUCAUGACUAAACAACUUCUGUUAAGGAGGCUAUGAGCAAUACAUUUUAAAACACUCUUACAAAUGCCUUACAUUUUUCCUGAAUAUAGAAUAUAAAGGGACGAUUAUUGCACAUAUGCUAUACAGGUGGCAACUUAAAGCCAACUUGAAUAAAAAAUGAUAUACACUCACAAGGCACCUUAAUAUGAACACCUAUACACCUUCAUCUUCAUGCAAUUAUCCAAUCAGCCAAUCAUUUGGUAGCAGUGCAGUGCAUAAAAUCAUGCACAUACAGCUUGGAAAAACAUCACCUGUCCAGUUUCAGUGAGUCUGUGCCCACUGUAGCCUCAGAUUCCUGUUCUUGGCUGUCAGGUGUGUAACCCAGUGUGAUCUUCUGUUGUUUCAGCCCAUCCACCUCAUGGUUUGACAUGUUCUGAGAUGCUUUUCCGCUCACCACUAUAGUAAAGAUUGUUUAUUUGAGUUACUGUAGACUUCCUGUCAGAUUAAACCAGUCUGGCCAAUCUCUUCUGCCCUCUCUCAUCAAGAAGAUGUUUUCCACCCACAGAACUGCUGCUCACUGGAUAUUUUUUCCCCCGCACCAUUCUGUGUAAACUCUAGAGACUGCUGUGCGUAUGAAAAUCCCAGGUGAUCAGCAGUUUCUGAAAUACUCAAACUGCUAUCAACAAACAUACCAAAGUCACUGGGAUUCUGAUGUAUUGAUGUGAACAUUAACUGAAGCUCUUGACCUGUAUCUGCAUGAGUGUAUGCAUUGGACUGCUACCACUUGAUUGGCUGGUUGGAUAAUCGCAUAAAAUGAGCAGGCGUACAGGUGUUCCUUUUAAGGUGGCUGGUGAGUCUAUAUUUAUGCAGGUUUUAAUCAGGCAAUAGUCAAAUUCAGCUUGGCAUAUUCUCUGUAGGAGCUACUGUAUAAAAACACCAACACAUGCUAGACUUCUCCUUCCUUGGUUAGUAACUGUAAUGUGAUAGGAGAGAGUUAGAUUGGUGAUAACUGGGAAUUGGCAAAAUGACCAAAUUGGAAGUAAAACUGAAUUAAAAAAGAGGAAUUUAUGAGUUAAAAGUGAAUGAAAUUAUUACAAUUGAUUACAAUUACAAUUACAAUUGAUUAUUAUUGAAAAAGGACAGACAACUCUUGUGUAGUAUAUACCUAGCAAGGUGAUUUGCCCGUAAAUCUGAUAUUUAAAAUAGUCCUUCUCUUCGUCGUCAUCAUUCACAAUUUAACAGUAGGCCUACACCAGAAUCUGAACAUAAUUGGUCAUAUUGAUUGAUAUUGAUACAUAUUGAUUGGAAUUGUAUUGUCAUACUGUUUCGUAGCAGAUUCAGUGGUAUCGUUAAAUAUCGUGCUGUUGCUUUAAGAAUCGAAAUUGUAUCAUAUCAUGUGUAAGCCUGAGGUUUACACCCCAAAUAAUUACCAGCAUCUCCUCCGUUAGGUCUUCUCCCUGUGGCUCCUACAGUGAUGUGUUAAAAACUGACCCUUCCAUUUGUCCAGCACCCACUCACACUUAUCUACGUUUGACCAACAUGAAAGAUCUCAUGUGGCUCUCAAAAUGUAAAUAUUCUUUUAGAAAAUAAAACUAGCAAGAUAUCAAAACCAAAGAAUAUAAAAAAGUUGAGUUUUGUGUGUUCUAUAAAGGAUUUGU